GGAGUAGAUUGAAGUUGGUCAUUCGCUUUCGAUUGCCAUGGCAAUCAAGAAUGGAGCUUUUUUCCUCUCUCUUCAGUUCAUCCUGGUCGUGAUCACAACAGUCAACAGAAUCAACGGCCAGGAAUUCAGUCUCCAUGAAGCAACAAUCGAAGGGAUCCAAAGAGCCUUCGCGGAGAAUCGGCUAACGUCGAGACAGCUGGUGGAGUUCUACCUCCGCCAAAUCGAAACCCUAAAUCCCGCACUUCGCAGCGUGGUGGAGGUCAAUCCCGACGCGCGGAAGCAGGCGGAGGAGGCCGACCGCCGGAGAAGAAGCUCGAGAGCGGAUCGGCGGGGAGAGCUGGAGGGAAUUCCGGUGCUGUUAAAGGACACGAUGGCGACGAAAGACAAGAUGAAUACGACGGCGGGAUCGUACGCGCUGCUCGGAUCGGUGGUGCCUCGGGACGCCGGAGUGGUGGAGAAGCUUAGGGCCGCCGGGGCUGUCAUUUUGGGGAAAGCUAGUCUCACCGAGUGGUACUCGUUUCGUGGUAUUGGUCGCGUUCCUAAUGGUUGGUGCGCUAGAGCUGGACAAGGCGUGAAUCCUUAUGUAGCAUCCGGAGAUCCAUGUGGCUCAAGCAGUGGAUCAGCCAUUUCAGUAGCUGCAAACAUGGUCAGGGUAUCACUUGGGUCCGAGACUCAUGGCUCCAUACUCUGCCCAUCAGACCACAACUCUGUCGACGGGGUCAAGCCCACAGUUGGGCUCACUAGCCGUGCCGGGGUCAUUCCCGUUUUGCCUCCCCAUGACACCAUUGGGCCUAUAAGCAGGACAGUUUCUGAUGCGGUUUACGUACUCGAUGCAAUUGUGGGCUUUGAUAAACAAGACUACGAAGCAACAAAAGAAGCGGCUAAAUUCAUUCCUUUGGGUGGUUAUAAACAGUUUCUCAAAUUAGAUGGGCUCAGAGGAAAGAGACUCGGAGUUGUUCGGAAGCCAUUUGUAGAUUUUUUAAACAAGUCCUCUGUCUUACAAGCUUUUGAAAGUCAUUUGAACACAUUGAGACAAAGGGGCGCAACUAUAGUGGACAAUCUUGAAAUAGAAAACGUAAAUGUAGUGCUGAAUCCAAGUCGAAGUGGUGAACUUACUGCAAUGUUGGCCGAGUUCAAGCUCUCUGUAAAUGAGUACUUAAAGGAACUCGUUGCUUCUCCAGUGAGAUCGCUUGCUGACAUUAUUGCAUUCAACAAAAAUCACCCUGAUUUGGAGAAAACUGAAGAAUAUGGUCAACACACUUUUAUCCAAUCAGAGAAGACAAAUGGGAUCGGAGAAAAGGAAAUGAAGGCAACUGAGUUGAUGAAAAAUCUUUCACGAGCCGGGUUUGAGAAACUGAUGGUGGAAAAUGAACUGGAUGCGCUGGUGACACCAGGUACAGGUGCUAUUUCUGUGUUGGCAAUUGGAGGCUACCCUGGGAUUACUGUCCCAGCAGGAUACGACGACAACGGAAUGCCAUUUGGUCUCUGUUUUGGCGGGUUGAAGGGUACAGAACCAAAGCUAAUUGAGGCUGCUUAUGCCUUUGAACAAGCCACCAUGAUCAGGAGACCAUCUUUUCCUAAAUUGUUUGAAUUGAUAGAUCGUAACAAAGGUGGUGUUGGAAGUUUUUAGUUGAUUUAGUGUCAUCCUGGUGAAGUAAUGAAAUAUUUUUACGUGUAUCCAACCAAAUGAACAUUUUAUGUGGUUUGAUCUAUUUAAAAAUACUAAGCCUACGCUUGAUCUUGUUGGAUGGUUAAAAGGGACCAGCAUACUUGGCUACUUCAAAUCCUAAAGCGACAAUA
This is a messenger RNA of Morus notabilis, 1800 nucleotides long. Its product is annotated as probable amidase At4g34880. Lineage: Eukaryota; Viridiplantae; Streptophyta; Magnoliopsida; Rosales; Moraceae. The coding region runs from base 38 to 1630 and encodes 530 amino acids. The record is from RefSeq and is a predicted model, not a curated record. The transcript is spliced from 5 exons.